Phytophthora sojae is the source of this 435-nucleotide messenger RNA. RefSeq lists its product as hypothetical. The transcript is spliced from 2 exons. The record is from RefSeq and is a predicted model, not a curated record. NCBI's taxonomy places the organism in Eukaryota, Oomycota, Peronosporomycetes, Peronosporales, Peronosporaceae. The annotation marks the transcript as partial. Gene Ontology annotation, molecular function: catalytic activity.
GUGAACAUCGUCACGGCGUAUGCUCCCCACAGCGGUCGGCCUCUCGCCGAAGUAGAUCGAUUCUACGCUGAUCUCAGCGACACACUUGACCAACUACCAAGGCGCAACAUCGCGGUCGUGACCGGCGACUUCAACGCCAAGCUCGGACAACAGAUCAACGGCGAUGAGGAGAUUCGCCAGCAGGUAGAGCGCAUACGCAACCGAAACGGCCACGCAUUGGCUGACUUGUGUUCUACUCACCUUCUCUUUGCCACUAACACAGGUUUUCAAAAGCGAGCCCGCCACAAAACAACAUGGAGUCAGCGCCGGACGAAUCACUGUAUUUACAACCAGAUCGACUAUAUCCUAUGCCCUCAGAACUGCCGACGGCUCUGCAUGGACGCACGAUCCUGGGGUGGAACGUUGACGGCGUCGGACCACAAGCUCGUCACCGCC